AGUAGAGCAACAGCCCGAACAGCUCUGCUCUGCUCUAGGGCCGCAGAAGAAGUACGUUGUCGGAAGCUCAAGCUAACGCGUUGGAAUUUGUGCAAGUUCUUGGCGCGGCCUCAACUCUGCAGCAAGCAUUGUGCGUUGGGAAUACAUCCACCGGGAUCGAUACCUGGCAAGGACCCAAGGCGCUUGAAGGGUGCCGCCCACCCAAACGGGAUCAGCGCUCCCGUGCCGCCCCGCCGUUUGCACUGGGGAACUUUCACGCAUUGGAACAUUCAUCUGCAUUUAGCAGAUAAGCACAUC
Molecule: messenger RNA, 297 nt
Organism: Cylicocyclus nassatus
Lineage: Eukaryota; Metazoa; Nematoda; Chromadorea; Rhabditida; Strongylidae
Source: the annotation of a GenBank genome assembly